Lepus europaeus (European hare) is the source of this 2572-nucleotide messenger RNA. RefSeq names its product nucleoporin 88 (gene NUP88). The transcript has 18 exons. Lineage: Eukaryota; Metazoa; Chordata; Mammalia; Lagomorpha; Leporidae. Gene Ontology annotation, cellular component: nuclear pore. Gene Ontology annotation, molecular function: structural constituent of nuclear pore. Bases 205 to 2427 code for a protein of 740 amino acids. The record is from RefSeq and is a predicted model, not a curated record. Gene Ontology annotation, biological process: ribosomal large subunit export from nucleus; protein import into nucleus; ribosomal small subunit export from nucleus.
GUUGUACCAGCCGGCCCAACUCGGGGACGAAGGAUGGGGCGGUGGGGGCCAACGCCGUGAGGACAACCCAGCCCGGACUGAAAGAGCCUCGUGCUUCCGGGCUUCCUGCUCGAUGAUUGGACGAAGCGGCGGACGGCUGGCCACGGAUUGGCUGCGCUCCGCGGCGGGCUGAGCAACCCGAGUGAGGCGAGCAGUUGGGCCAAGAUGGCGGCAGCCGAUGGCGUCGUGGGUGACGGUGAGCCGUGGCAGAGCUGGCUUCCCAACCACGCCGUGUUCCUGCGGCUGCGGGAGGGACUGAAACACCACAGCCCAGCCGAAGCCGAGAAACAGACGUCGUCAUCACUGCCCACGUCGCCGCCGCAGGUGCUGACGAGGAACCUGGUCUUCGGCCUCUGUGGAGAUCUCUUCCUGUGGGACGGGGAGAGCAGCUCGUUCUUAGUCGUGCGCCUUCGGGGCCUCCGCGGCGGCGGCGAGGAGCCCUCCCUCUCCCAGUACCAGAGAUUGCUUUGCAUAAACCCACCCCUGUUUGAAAUCUAUCAAGUCUUGUUAAGUCCGACUCAACAUCAUGUAGCACUUAUAGGAAUGAAAGGACUUAUGGUAUUAGAAUUACCUAAAAGAUGGGGGAAGAAUUCUGAAUUUGAAGGUGGGAAAUCAACAGUAAAUUGUAGUACCACUCCAGUCGCUGAGAGAUUUUUCACCAGUUCUACCUCUCUGACUCUAAAGCACGCUGCCUGGUAUCCCAGUGAAAUGCUGGAUCCCCACAUAGUGCUGUUAACAUCGGAUAACGUGAUAAGAAUUUACUCUCUACGUGAGCCGCAGACACCCACUAAGGUGAUUGUACUUUCAGAAGCAGAAGAAGAAAGUGUAAUACUCAAUAAAGGAAGGGCAUAUACAGCAUCGCUAGGAGAGACAGCAGUUGCAUUUGACUUUGGACCACUGGCAGCAGUCCCAAAGAAUGUAUUUGGACAAAAAGGCAAAGAUGAAGUAGUGGCAUACCCACUGUACAUCUUAUAUGAGAAUGGGGAGACUUUCCUUUGUUAUGUUAGCCUGUUACACAGCCUUGGGAAUAUUGGAAAGCUUUUGGGUCCAUUGCCCAUGCAUCCUGCAGCUGAAGAUAACUACGGUUACGAUGCCUGUGCUAUACUCUGCUUACCUUGUGUUCCCAACAUCUUAGUAAUCGCUACUGAGUCAGGGAUGCUGUAUCACUGCGUUGUGCUAGAGGGGGAGGAAGAGGAUGACCAGACAUCAGAAAAGUCCUGGGAUUCCAGGGCCGACCUCAUUCCUUCCCUGUACGUGUUUGAAUGUGUUGAGUUGGAGCUUGCCCUGAAACUGGCAUCUGGAGAGGAUGAUCCCUUUGGUUCUGACUUUUCUUGUCCAAUCAAACUUCACAGAGAUCCCAAAUGUCCAUCACGGUAUCACUGUACUCAUGAAGCUGGUGUACACAGUGUUGGGCUAACUUGGAUUCAUAAACUUCACAGAUUUCUUGGAUCAGACGAAGAAGAUAAGGAUAGCCUACAGGAGCUUGCUGCAGAACAGAAGUGUUUUGUAGAACACAUUCUCUGUACGAAGCCAUUGCCAUGCAGGCAGCCGGCUCCAAUUCGAGGAUUCUGGAUCGUCCCUGACAUUCUGGGGCCCACGAUGAUCUGCAUCACCAGUGCUUACGAGUGCCUCAUCCGGCCUCUGCUAAGUACUGUCCAUCCGGCGUCUCCUCCCCUGCUGUGUACCCGAGAGGACGCUGAAGUGGCCGCGUCUCCCCUCCGGAUUCUGGCCGAAACUCCGGAUUCCUUUGAAAAACACAUCAGGAGCAUCCUGCAGCGCAGUGCCGCCAAUCCGGCGUUUCUCAAGUCGUCUGAAAAGGAUACGGCCCCUCCUCCGGAGGAGUGUCUGCAGCUCAUCAGCAGAGCCACGCAGGUGUUCCGGGAACAGUACAUCCUGAAGCAGGACCUGGCAAAGGAGGAGAUUCAGCGGAGGGUCAAAUUAUUAUGUGACCAGAAAAAGAAACAACUGGAAGACCUCAGUUACUGCCGGGAGGAGAGGAAAAGUCUGCGUGAAAUGGCCGAGCGCUUAGCUGACAAGUAUGAGGAAGCCAAGGAGAAACAAGAAGACAUCAUGAACAGGAUGAAGAAAGUGCUUCACAGUUUCCACUCUCAGCUCCCAGUUCUCUCCGACAGCGAGAGAGACAUGAAGAAGGAGCUGCAGCGGAUUCCUGAGCAGCUUCGACAUCUGGCCAGUGCCAUCAAACAGGUCACCAUGAAGAAAGACUACCAGCAGCGCAAGAUGGAGCGGGUGCUGAGCGCUCAAAAACCCAGCAUCACGCUCAGCGCCUACCAGCGCAGGUGCAUCCAGUCCAUCCUGAAGGAGGAGGGCGAACACAUAAGAGAAAUGGUCAAACAGAUCAACGACAUCCGGAACCACGUGAACUUCUGACGCUGCAAGGACCAGAGUCCCAGCUGAAGGCCGAAACCCACGCUGUAGCACAGACAGCACUAAUUUAUAAACGGGCGUUUUAGAUGGAUUUUGGUGUGAUGGUUCAUUUUUUAAUAUUUUGUUUUUUAAUUAUUGAAUAAAAGCU